CCACCAGGUGCUUGCUCUUAAAGCAAACUUCUGGCCAGGGCUUGCAAGACCAAAUUUUUUUCCCUGACGGGUGCCCCUUUUAAAGGUUGUACUCGUAUGUUAAUAUGGUUUAAGGCCUACUAAUGGCGUCACUCUGUCAGGCUUUGGAAACUGUGAGGCGAGAUUUAAGGCGAACUGACAGAGAAAUCAAGAGGCGCUUAAGACUCAUGGAAAUGCAUUGCUGCCAUAGCCUCUGCAACAGACAUCUCCACUUACAUUGCCUCUGUGACGUAAGCCUCCACCCGCACUGUUGUUGUUCUCUCCACCCAUAUCCACACUGCCUCUGUGACAUUCUGUGCUGCAGCCCAUGUCGACUACCAUGCCUCACAACGUUGGAGAGGAGAGCCAUUAGAGCUAAAAUAGAAGCUGAGCAAGAACUGGCCAGGAUUCGAAGAAGGGUUACUAAGAUGCUGGAAGCAUCCUCUCGUCCAAAGCUUUUGGCUCUGAUGGACAUUAAAGGUUUUGACCCAGAGGACAUAAAAGUGAAAGUGCAAGAUGGAAAAGUCAAAGUGUCAGCGGAACAUGAAGAGGAAUUUAAGACGUGCCAAGGAAAAGAAUACAACUACUCAACAGUCACCAAAGAGAUCUGUUUGCCACCAGGGGUGUCAGAUGAGGAGGUCACUUACAGUAUAGGACCCACCAGUCUUGUGAGAAUAGAAUCUCCAUCACACCCGUGUCCUCCCUGCCUGCUGAGUUUGCUUUAAAGACCAUGGAUGAUCAGCUCUGGUAGCCGAUCAGCAUAAGGAUGUAACUCCAGUGGAUUCCCAGUGGGAUUGCUGUUAGUUUUUUUUAAUAGCACCCAUUAGCCAUGUGUUAGCAACCAUGUAACCCUCUUCCAACAAUG
Messenger RNA from Heteronotia binoei (common prickly gecko), 883 nucleotides. It is a transcript of the gene ODF1, whose product is annotated as outer dense fiber of sperm tails 1. Lineage: Eukaryota; Metazoa; Chordata; Lepidosauria; Squamata; Gekkonidae. The record is from RefSeq and is a predicted model, not a curated record. Gene Ontology annotation, cellular component: outer dense fiber. The transcript is spliced from 2 exons. The coding region runs from base 123 to 743 and encodes 206 amino acids.